Molecule: messenger RNA, 1041 nt
Organism: Branchiostoma belcheri (Belcher's lancelet)
Lineage: Eukaryota; Metazoa; Chordata; Leptocardii; Amphioxiformes; Branchiostomatidae
Product: leucine-rich repeat and immunoglobulin-like domain-containing nogo receptor-interacting protein 3
Exons: 1
Coding region: 1-1041 (346 amino acids)
Cellular component (GO): plasma membrane
Molecular function (GO): protein binding
Source: RefSeq, a predicted model, not a curated record
AUGGGAGCUGUGGGCAGCCUGCAGGCGUUUUUGGUCGUUGUCACCAUAUCCAUUGUCGUCUGGGGCGAAGCCUUACCACGAGACUGCAUCUGUCCGAAGAGAUCGACGUUCAGCUCACUAGAAGUUAAAUGUACGGACCGUGGGCUGACCGCCUUGCCCGACAACAUCCCGUCCCAAACGUAUCUCCUGUAUCUGUACAACAACAGGCUCCAGCAGGUCGCCUACUUCCCGCCGCUACCCAGGCUGUACACGCUAGACCUCAGUGACAAUCUUAUCGAGACCGUGUCGUGGAGCUCGCUCUGUAACCUACCGAAUAUGCGGUAUCUUAUCUUAAAGUCAAACAGGAUAACGAGUGUCAGGUUAGCCGCCUGUAUCACGCGUCUUACACAACUGUCGAUGGUAGACCUGUCGUGCAACAGGAUCGCGACCGUAGCUGAGGGUGACCUGGGGGUCCCUCACAUCCAGGCCACAGUCUCCCUCCACCACAACCCUUUCCACUGCGACUGUGAGCUGCGGUGGCUGAUCGCCAAGCUGAAAUGCCUGCAGAAUCACCCUGGCAGAGGCUUAGCAUCUGAUCAAUGCGAUGCCACGUUUCUCCCCAGUAAUUUAGGCGGCCACCGCUGCAGUUCACCCGCCAAGUUUCGAGAAAGGCCGCUUGCGUCUGUUUCUAUACCGUCGUCAAAGUGCGAGUCACCGGUACGUCCUUCAACAACUUCUUCUCCCAUUAAACCAAACGGCGGAGACACGGGGACGAUCAAGAGCACAAGAUCGUAUGGCUUGAUACGAAGUAUCCCUACACUGGCCGGUUCGACGCAACAAAUGGCUAACACUACAUUUGAAGAAGACGACGCGGUGACGGAAGUCGUUUCUGAAACUCUGACCAUUCGAUCCGGCAACAUCACCGAUAAGGAAGUUGUAUCGGUCAGCAAUGUUAUGUGGAAGAGAGAUGAGUCAUUGAUUGAGACUGUCAUCGGUGUAGUGUUAGCCAUCAGUCUAGGUUGUCUGAUGUUAAAGCUCGUCAAAAACCGGUACAGAAUUUAG